This is a messenger RNA of Phoenix dactylifera (date palm), 3455 nucleotides long. RefSeq names its product protein ALP1-like. The record is from RefSeq and is a predicted model, not a curated record. Lineage: Eukaryota; Viridiplantae; Streptophyta; Magnoliopsida; Arecales; Arecaceae.
UGGGUCCAGAAUCCCAGACUAAAUUUCCCAACCCUGCGGUGUCUCCAAACCCUUUAUCGCAUCAUAAAGGUGCCCAUAUAUGGCUGCAUGCCAUGGUCGAACGCCCAAACACCAACACUCCCCCAUCGGCCUCUCCUACUACACUUCACCCCCUUUCUCGCUCCUCUCUCUCUAUUCUAUUACCGGCCUUGCAUGCUUUCCUCCCGACCCUCUCCACCUUCGCUGAUCUCGUCCUGCCUCCCUCUCUUCUCCUCCCUUGCUUGAAUGGAAUCUGGCCUUGGAAUGACGGCGCUGGUCUUCGCUUCCCCUCCUCUCAAUUCCUUCUCCAUUUCUUGAUCUUUUCUGUCUCUUGUCGGCGGGUUGCCUGAGCUUUUGACUUGGCUUCUUCUCUCUCUGGUGUUGGAGACUUGGAGUCGGUUCUCAUGGGACCCGUAAGAGGGUUCAAGAAGAGGAAGAGGGCCGAAAAGAAGGCCGCCGAGAGGUAUGCGUCCGCCGCCGAGCGGAUGGAUUCGGGGCAGGAGCCUGGAGAUUGGUGGGAUGGUUUCUCCGGAAGGAUUGCAGGAUCCCUUUCUUUGUCAAAGGAGCUGAACGAAUUUGAGUCCAUCUUCAAGGUCUCAAGAAAAACCUUCAACUACAUAUGCUCGUUGGUGAGGGAAGAUCUAUUGGCCAAAACUACAUUCUUUACUUGCACUGAUAACAAGGUUCUCUCUGUAGAAGACCAAGUAGCUGUUGCCUUGAGAAGGUUAUGCUCUGGUGACUCACUAUCAUCUGUAGGCUUGUCGUUUGGAAUGAACCAAUCAACUGUUGCCCAAGUGACCUGGCGGUUUGUGGAGGCUAUGGAAGAGAGAGGUAUCCAUCACCUCAGGUGGCCCAAUUCUGAAGAAAUGGAGACGAUAAAGUCCAAAUUUGCAAAGAUCCAGGGCCUUCUGAACUGUUGUGGCGCCAUAGACACCACCCACAUCAUGAUGUGCCAGCCUUCAGCAGACCCUUCAAACAAGGUAUGGGUUGAUCAUCAGAAGAACCAUAGCAUGGUCUUGCAGGCUAUUGUGGACCCUGAUAUGAGGUUCCGAGACAUUGUCACUGGCUGGCCAGGGAGCAUUAAUGACUUCCUAGUGCUUCAGAACUCAGAUUUCUUCAAACUGUGUGAGAAAGGUUUGAGGCUUAAUGGGAAGAAGCUAGAGCUCCCAGAAGGGUCAGAAGUGGGAGAGUAUAUAAUUGGAGAUGCGGGGUUUCCUCUUCUUCCUUGGCUUGUCACUCCCUACCAAGGAAAGGAUCUUCCAGACUCGAAAACUGAGUUUAACAGGAAGCUCUCAGCAACUGGAAUGGUGGCACAAAGGGCACUGGCGAGGCUGAAGGAUACUUGGAAAAUCAUUCAGGGGGCGAUGUGGAGACCUGAUAAGCAUCGGCUGCCUAGAAUAAUUCUUGUUUGCUGCUUGCUGCACAAUAUUGUCAUCGACUUAGAAGAUGCAGUGUGGGAUGAGAUGCCAUCAUGCCAUCAGCAUGAUCCAAGUUACAAGCAACAAUUUUGCAAUUUUGCUGACCAGAGUGGAUUAAUUCUGAGAGAUAAGCUGUCCCAGUUUUUAUCAGGAAGACUACCACUAUAAAAAGAGCACCCAAUUUGUAUUUCUUUUGUUUCUGUCCCGCUUCUUUCAUUUGUACUGUUGCUUAUCAGGAAGAUUACCACCAUAAAAAGAGCGUCUUUCAGGCGUACUGAUGCUUAUUUAGAAACUUGCUUCUCAAUAUACUCCAUUAUGCUUGGUUGGUGUUUUUUUUUUCUUUUUCCUUUUCCUGUCUUUUCAAUCCUCGCAGCUGCUUGAUGGUCCUUGCCAAGUUGGUAAUUCUUUUUCACUUGUUGAACAAGAACAUGAAAGCCAAGUUCUUUUCUGGUCUCUGGAUCAUGCAUCCCUUUCUAAGAAGAAUUGUUAGCAAUCAUAUUGACCACUCUAUAAUCCAGGCAAGUAGAAUUUUUAAUGUAUUUAAUCUCAUUUAUAUUUUCCAGUCCUAAAUAAUCGCUGAUCAAGUAGCUAUCACUGCUUCGGUAGAAUGACUUUCUAAUUUAGUGUUCUCAAGCCAAUCAUCCAAAAAGAAAAAACAUCAGCAAUUGUUUAAUUAGACAGAUACUGUUGACAUUUGGAUAGCAAGUUAGAGAUAGUCGGGAGAACGUCACUCUGCUGUAUUUUACAAUUCGUUGAAUUGGGACACCUAUGCAUGCAUUAGUUUUGAUGCGUAAUUUUCUUUCCUUUGGUUAGUUUAGUGCUUGACAUUUAUGCAAUUGCAAGUUUCAGUGCAAAAGAAAUGACAUUUGACUGCGGACAUUCAUCAAAAGAAAUGUUAGGUUACCUAAAUUUUCAUCAAUUUUUUUUCAUUUUGAUGCAUGGCAUUUUUUUUUUAAAGUCAGAUAUAUUAUAAUUUUUUAGUAUUAAUAUAUUUAAAAAAGUUUUAAAAAAAAUAAAUGCGGAGGAAACUUGCAGUUCUCAGAAAUUUAGUUAGCUGUACUGUUUGCUACACCGUAAGCAUGAGUAAUCUGAAAGCAUGUAUGCAUGGCUUUUGCUUCAAAAUGCUAUAUUUCAGAGGCUAGAGCAGCUGGUGGAGGGCGAACAGGAAACAGCGUUUACCAUCCCGCCUCCGGACAAUCCCUUAUAAAGGCUUCGUUCGGGCAGGUCUGAUCCCCGUGCGCGAUAGUCGAUGGAUAGUAGCGUAAAGGGCUCCGGCCGAUUAAAACCGCUCGCCAUUUAUAGGAUUUAUUUAAAAAGCAUUGCCGCUGCUAGGGUUCUUGCCGUCGUCGUCGCCUAAUUCUUACUCGUCCUGCGUCCAAUAUAGGCCUUGAUUUGGGACUUUGCUGCGAUGGAGGCGUCGAAGAUUUUGAAGGAGAAGAAGUUCUGGAUCGCUUCCUUCCUUGUUGUGUGGGCGGCCGCUCUACAGGCACAUAUGAUGUGGAUGCAGAAGCAAGACGCUUUCAAGCAGAAGUUUGGGGAAUUGAGCCAAGAAAAGGAUGGAGACGAUUGAAUUACCGAUCGACCUUAUCAGGUUCCUCCGAAGCCGAAUCAUAGACGAUACCUUUAAAGACGUGAACCCCGUCUCUUUUAUAGAUUAUUCUCUUUCACAUUCUUGUCUUUUGGGAUUAUGUGGUCUAAUGAUCAUUUGAAGUAUAGAACAUCAAGAAAAGAGAAUAUGAACACCAUCUGCGGAGUUCGUGGAUUAGGUAUGUCUUUUAUUUUUUUGGGUAAUAAUGGAGGAAGUAUUUGUUGCGUUGUUUAAUCUUGUCUUAUUGGAAUGGAGGCGGUCUGUGUGGUGAGAUAUAUUGCCCGCAAACGAUGAUGUUAAUUGGAGUUUCUUAUGCUUUGCAUACUUGUCUAUUUGUAGCCGGUCGGUAGCUCUAAAUUGACUGAUUCUAGGGUGCAAAGGGAUGCUUAGAAUAUUAUAUAUGAUAUGAUGUUAGCUCCUGUAUGAUUUCA